This is a messenger RNA of Cutaneotrichosporon oleaginosum, 790 nucleotides long. The record is from RefSeq and is a predicted model, not a curated record. Lineage: Eukaryota; Fungi; Basidiomycota; Tremellomycetes; Trichosporonales; Trichosporonaceae.
UGCUUGAGCACUGCAUCCCAGCUCGCCCACGUCGAGUGCACGACCCCUCUAGAACCCCGACGUCACGACUGCCGCGGCUGUCUUUCAGACGUCUGCCCCGCGCGUCGCAGAUAUGCCAAGCAUUUGCGAUAUGAGACAGUGAGACGCUGCAUGGACACAGCCGAGGCAUGCGAGGCGCGAGGCACGUCAACACACCAUUACGAGGGCAUGCCGCGAACGUCAUCGAUGUGGCCUCAGCCACACUCCGCCUCCGUCCUUCUCGGUCUGACUGGGACCACUGGGCUGCGCAAUGUAUUAAAGAAGUCUGCGCAUCGAGGGAGUGUCCCCAUCUGUUUCCUCCCUCGCUCGCCGCCCUCUUUCUCUGCCGGACUCGACUCCCAGCCUGCCACGCCCCUCCCCCACCUCCAUCCCUCAUGUCCCUGUGCGACCGCCCCCUUCCGCACGACGACCCGCGUUACUACCUCCCUCUACCUGCAUUCCGAGCGUCCGUGUCGCCCCCGCCGCGCGCGCGGCUCAAGGACGAGGCGCGGACACGCAGAAACGGGCCGCUCCGCAUUCUCGCGGCGCCGAGCGUUGUCUGUCGCCGCGAAUCACUGGGGAUGGGCGUGCGCGCGUCGCCGGCGCUUCUCCUCCCCUGAUCCGAAUCGUCAGCUAUCGUGAGACUGGCGGAGGCCAAGAAUCUCGCCCUUUACCCCGCAACAUGUUGUCGUCGUGGCUUUCAUAAUCGCAUGCAAUGCAAUGUGCGGUAUCUCCACAGUGCGGCUGCCUGGUGGAGUGGCGCGUUCGGAGA